This is a messenger RNA of Acipenser ruthenus (sterlet), 4114 nucleotides long. RefSeq names its product discoidin, CUB and LCCL domain-containing protein 1-like. The record is from RefSeq and is a predicted model, not a curated record. The transcript has 15 exons. NCBI's taxonomy places the organism in Eukaryota, Metazoa, Chordata, Actinopteri, Acipenseriformes, Acipenseridae. Bases 232 to 2304 code for a protein of 690 amino acids.
CGUCCAGUGUGUGGGCAGUAGCUUUGUGAUUCCCAGCCCCCUUAGUUUGAAACGAUGCUGUCAAACUAGCUGAGUGACCGCUGGGUGCCGCCUUCGUGUGAAAUCCGGAAGAGUUCAUUCAGGGACCCGUCUGAAGUCGCUGGGAGCAAGACAGUACAGACAGGAGCACCGCGAGCUCCGAAUAGUAAUUGGAAGAAGCACAACAAAUGUUUGAAUUAAAACUCAAACAAAAUGAUAGGAAGGGACAAGUUUUACGGAUUCCUUUCUUUUUUCUUCGGACUUUCUGCGCCUCUGCUAUCGUCUGCCGAGAAGCUGGGAGAUGGAUGUGGUCACUCUGUUUUGGGUCAAGAAAGUGGAGUCCUGACUUCCAAGAACUAUCCCGGCACGUACCCAAACCACACAUGGUGUGAAUGGAAAAUUAACAUGCAGGAAGGCAAGACUAUCAUACUGAAGUUUGGAGAUCUGGAUAUCGAGGCACAGCAAUGUGAAUCUGACUAUGUUAAAAUCUUUAAAGGAUCACAGACAUUUGGAAAUGCUUUUGCGACCUACUGUGGAAACCUGAAAUCUUACACAAAAGAGAUCCACGUGGAUACCAAUGAGAUCACAGUUCAGUUUGAAAGUGGACAUCACCUAUCGGGUCGUGGCUUUCUACUGUCAUAUGCAAGCAGCAACCACAAAGAGUUGCUUACAUGCUUGGAUAAAGCAAGUCAUUUCCCAGAGUCACAGUACAGCAAGUACUGCCCUGCUGGUUGCAAGGCAAUAGCAGGAGACAUUUCUGGGGAUAAGUCUGAGGGAUACAGACAUACGUCCGUUCUUUGUAAAGCUGCCGUUCAUGCUGGGGUUAUAAGUGAUGAAUUGGGAGGCCAGAUAUCAGUCAUUCAGCAUAAAGGCCUCAGUCGGUAUGAAGGCAUCAAGGCGAAUGGCAUUCAGUCAAAAGAGGGGUCUUUGUCUGACAAGCGGAUUGUGUUUAGCACCAAUGAUUGCAGCAAGCCACUGAUCUUGGAUUCGGGAGCCAUGGCAGCCACAUCUGCCUGGCAGCCGACCAAUGAAAAUGGACAGAUCACCGAGUGUUCUGUUGAUGUUCAGGGAUCUGCGUGGGCAGUUAAUCGUAACAACACCUGCCAGUGGAUGCUUAUAGACCUUGGGGAGAAAAAGAAUAUCACAGGAAUCAUCACUUCUGGAUCUACACUACCAAGUUACAGAAUCCAGCACAGCAAAGAUGGACAUAAAUGGAGGAUGUACAGACAGGCUGGAGGUUCAGAAGCAAAGAUAUUUGAAGGAAACCUUGAUUACUGGCACCAAACACGGAACAACUUUCUCCCAUCUAUCGUUGCUCGCUACAUACGCAUCAUUCCACAAACCGGGCUUCGGAGAAUAGCCAUGAAGGUGGAGCUAAUGGGAUGUUCUCAACAGAAAGCAAAUUCUUCAACUCUACCUAUACCUGAAAACACAAGCCCAGGUACAAUUCCACAUGCUGAAGAGGAAGAUAUAACGGAGCCUGUUCCAUCCCAGACUGACCUAGUGAAACUAGCCAUGUUUGUGGUCCCAGCCGUCCUCUCAUUGGUCCUUCUGUUUGCAGGAGUUUGUGUUUACACAACUUUACGGAAGAAGAAGACAAAGGAAAAUGCAUAUGGGUUAUCUGAAGCUCCUAAAGCAGGCUGUUGGAAACAGAUCAAAAAGCCUUUUGCCAGGCCCCAGUCCACAGAGUUUACCAUCAGCUACAGUCCUGAAAAAGAAACGCUGGAGAAACUGGAUCUGGUCAAAAGUAACAUGGCAGAUUACCAGCAGCCCCUAAUGAUUGGAACAGGGACAGUGACGAGAAAAGGGUCCACAUUCAGGCCAAUGGACACUGACGCUAAAGAGGAAAUCAGCAGACAGGACCCUGCGACCAACUAUGACUAUCUGUAUACAGCCAAUCAGUAUGCACUGCCUUUGACCAAUCAGGAACCAGAAUAUGCCACCCCUAUAAUAGAGCGGCACAACUUCAGGAAAGACGCCUACACACCAGACACGGGUUACAAUGUGCCAGCAGUUAGUUUAUCAAAGAAGCCUUCUUUCAAUGCAAAUGAUUGCAAUAGCUACAACAAACAGGAAAGCCUCACUGGAGAUUACCAAACACCACAAAUUAUAACCGAAAGCAUGCUGAAUGAAGAGACAGGAUAUGAUAGACCUAAACUGAGCAUUGCUUUGGCCACAGCAACCACGGGUAUGGACUAUCAGAAGCCACAGGUCACUAUGUCAGUGACUGAAGGAUACUCCGCGCCUAGAGACUGUUUAAAACCAGCAAGUCUCCGGCAACAGUAAAAAAAAAAAAAAAUGGCACCGGCGUGGACAGACUGUUGCAGCGCACAGAUGCUGACUAUUUCUUGCAAAAAUGAAACACUUUGCAGUGAACAACAUAAACAUUAUUGGGAUAAAUUAUUCAUUAUUUUAAAAAAAUACCUGGUCAUUGUAUAUAACGUCCGACCUGCUAUUCUGCCUUCGGACAGGCAUAUUCCAGAUACUGAUAUUGGACUCAGUAGAUCAAAGCUCCACUUUUUUAUUUUUAAUCUAGAUUCUUUAAGCAUUUUGUUAUAUGAAAUUGAUUGAAGCAGCCUCAGAGAUUCCCAUGUUAAUAAUAAUAAUAAAAACUCUCUAAAAUACAUUACUCACAGGUGGCAAGGAGAAGACAUUUAUGAAGAGUUGUGUACCUGUGUAAAUGUUAACUUGGGUCUUUAAAAAGAUUUAUGUUAUUGAAGAAGUUGUGCUUAAAUGUUGACUAGACGAUUGUCAUCUUGCAAGAAAUGAACUGUUGCAUGGUUCUCUUUAAAAUAAGGAAUGAAGAACUAAUUGGUUGUAUAGAUGUGCAAAAGCUCUUGUGAAACAAGUUGCUUAUAGGAAGAUUUUUUUUUCCAUUUAUAUUGAUAUUCAAGUACAAAACUGUUGAUGCCUGUGCAUACUGUAUUAUUAUAAGGGUUAUUAGUUUCCAUUGCUCGAUUUGUCAUGUUUUCUCUGAAUUAAGUAUUUCUGUUAAUACACCAGAAAGUGACCAAAAGAUAUCUGAUAAUGUCAGGUAUCAGGCCUAAGGAUCUGUCUAUCUGCACACAAUAAGACAACAUGCUGGGUUGGAUUCAAGAUUGUUAUGAAAUCUGUACCCUACAUUCAGAACUCCCAAUUAAUUUCAAGAACCUUUUGGACUUUUUGUUGGAACACUUCAAAGUCAUCAGAUCUCAUAUAUAUGCAUGCAGCAUUGCAUAGUACCAUAACCUACAAUUGAACUUGAGAUCUCCUGGGAGUGGGAUUGGGCUUAUAAAAUAUGUUGUAUAAUCAAAGCCCUGUACUGUAGUCAUUUAUGGAUUUACGUUACAUAAACCAAAAGACAUGCACAUUUAUCAACAGGGUCCCAUAGGCAUUCUGAGAAGUUAAGGGAUAAGCCGCCUUAGCUGUGCUGUUCAGGUUAUCUGAAGACAGAUGGAGGGAGGGAAGUAGUUUUGUAUUCAAGUAGGUUAACAGUUUAAAAUGUUUGGUUUACGUUUUCUCCUUUGUGAUUCAUCAGUUGCACAGAUUUAUCAAGCAAAUCAUUUUCCUCUUAGAAACCUCCUGAAGAAAAUUCUAGUCCCUCCCCCAUUACAAAUAACAACUGAUGUGUGCAGAACAGCAAAUAGCCAUCAGAAGCAGAUAUCAUAGAAGCUACAAUAACAGGUUCAUUAGUGGCCAUUAUGGCUUGGUAUCGGGUGACAGUGGCAGUCCAUGCUGACUGAGAAAGGGGUGUAUUAAUAAGAAUAUUAAGCAGUGCUGUUUUAAGCAAAUAAAAAGUUUAAAUGUUAAGAAAAAAAUAAGUAAAUAAAUCCUGUUUUUUUCUUGAACUGAAGUCUAUGUUAAUGUGCACGUUGUUUUAACUGUGUUGCUUUUGUUCUGAAGUGACAGACUAUAGAAAGUGGAAUUACUGCUAUAAUUUCUAUGAAAUUUGUGGGGUUUUUUUUUGGGGGGGGGGGUGUAAAUAUAUUGCCUUUAUAAGCAAAUCUGAUGCAGCCUAAUUCUGACAGCAUUGGAAGUUUAAAUGUAGUUUGUUGUUUAUAUAAAUGUCUAAACAUUGUACACAGGCUGUAAAUAAAAGUCAUUGUAGAAACCAUGU